AUGAGAACGAGACGACAAACUCCCAUCUCUGACCCGGCUACCCACAGGCACCACUCUGUUUUUAAAAAGUCGACAGGUCGUUCCCCGCUAGUGUGGCUGAGGGGGAGGGGGCGCACCCAGGAGCAUCCUGGAACCAAUUUGAGAGGGAGGAGGCUGAUCCUCCUCACACCCCCUCUCGAUAUCGACGGGACUGGGCUUCCAGUUCAAGGGCUACUCCCUUCCCCUUGGUACUCUCCUUCAUUCUUAUAUGAAGAGACAAAGGCUGAUCGGCUAGUCUGCGGCAACACUCUGUUUUUAAAAAGUCCACAGGUCGUUCCUCGCUAUUGUGGACCUAACCACUCCCUUCCUCUUGGUACUCUCCUUCAUUCUUAUACGAAGAGACAAAAGCCGAUGGAAGAGUCAACACCAACUGACACUCAUCGGCAAGGUAAAAAACGUUGUGGGAAUUCUCCUAGGAAGACUAGUGGCUCUGUUGCUGGACCUUCUUCUCAGCAGGAUAUUCCAGGGGAUCAGGGGAAACCUUAG
Molecule: messenger RNA, 525 nt
Organism: Nezara viridula (southern green stink bug)
Lineage: Eukaryota; Metazoa; Arthropoda; Insecta; Hemiptera; Pentatomidae
Source: the annotation of a GenBank genome assembly